AUAUAUAUAUAUAUACUUCUACCUACGAGGCUGCCAGGGCCGAGCAAAUAUCAGAUUAUUCACUUUUUAUCUCUCCCUUUGCUUUGCAUAAUGCGGACAGUGGCAGUGUUUGUGUUGGUUUGGUCUCUGUGUGCAACAGCCAGCAGUGGAGGUGUGAGUUGCAAUGAGAAGGAAAAGCAAGCCCUUUUGGUUUUCAAGCAGGCUCUCUCUUCUGAUCCUCUAGGCGCUCUGUCUUCUUGGUCUCACGAUGUUCGCGACACCGAUUGUUGCAAUUGGACAGGUGUUCGCUGCAACAAUAUGACCGGUCGAGUCGUUGAACUGGAUCUUUCCAAUCUACAUCUAAUGGGCAAUCUUACACCUUCAUUGCUAGAUCUGAAAUUUCUGAGUUAUUUGGAUCUGACUCUAAAUUAUUUUGGAGGCUCUUCCAUUCCAAGUUUCUUAGGUUCUAUGACAAGUCUCGUGCAUCUGAAUCUUGAAGACAAUGACUUUGAGGGUUUGAUUCCUCAUCAGCUUCAAAAUCUGUCCAACAUUCGUUACCUCAAUCUGGGAUUUAACUAUGGGCUAUAUGUAGACAAUCUCAAUUGGAUUGCUCAUCUUCGUGCUUUGGAAUUUCUUGACAUGAGUGGACUUGACCUCAACAAGGAAGUUGAUUGGCUUCGUGAGGUGAGCAGCCUUCCUUCCCUUUCAGAAUUAUAUUUGGAUGAUUGCCAGCUUGAGAAUAUGACUCCUUCUCUUGAACAUGUCAAUUUUACAUCACUUACAUCCCUUGUUCUUUCUGGUAAUAAUUUCAAUUGUGAGAUUCCAAAGUGGUUAUUCAAUCUCAAUAGCAGCCUUCGAAGUCUUGAUCUUUCUGGUAACUUUUUGCAUGGUUUUAUACCAUAUGAGGUUGGGCAACUCAAACAUCUUGAGCGACUUGAUUUGGGGAUGAAUAAAUUGAAUGGAACUCUUCCAAAGAGCAUUUGGGUUCUCUCAAAUUUAGUGACCUUGGACAUUGGUAAUAAUCUCCUAGAAGGCAUUGUUACAGAGGCUAAUCUGUCCAAACUCUCAAAACUAAGGAUUAUUUAUUUGUCUGGCAACUCUUUCUCCUGCAACAUCAGCUCCACUUGGGUUCCACCUCUUCAAUUGAAAAUCAUUUCAGUUGGUUCUUGCAAAAUGGGUCCAAAUUUUCCUUCAUGGCUGAAAACACAAAUAUCUCUUUCCAUCUUAGACAUUUCCAAAACUGGGAUAUCAGACACAAUUCCACACUGGUUUUGGGACUUGGCUUUACACGUGAAAUACAUUGAUCUCUCACAGAACCAGAUUGAUGGUGAUUUGUCCUCCGUUAUGCUAAAUUCCACUAUCGUUGAUAUUAGCUCUAACAGAUUUAGAGGCAAAGUACCACAUCUCUCUUCAAAUGUUAAAGUAUUUAAUGUUGCCAAUAAUAAUUUUUCAGGACCUAUUUCCACUUUCCUUUGCCAAAAGGAAAAUAAACAAAAUACAUUAGAAGUUUUGGAUGCUUCUUAUAACUUUCUGUCAGGCAACCUUUCUCAUUGCUGGAUGAAUUGGAAAUCCUUAAUCCAUGUCAACUUGGGAAACAACAACUUGUCUGGUGAAAUUCCCAUCCCAAUGGGUUCUUUGUCCAAACUUCAAUCGUUGCAGUUGCAUAACAAUAAGUUAUUUGGAUAUAUACCUUCAUCAUUGAAGAAUUGUCAAUUUUUGGGUAUCAUGAAUCUGGGUGGAAAUGAAUUGACAGGGACUGUACCAAGCUGGUUGGGACACAUUACAAAUCUAUCCAUUCUCUCCUUAUGCUCGAACAAAUUUACUGGUAGCAUUUCACCAGAUAUAUGCCACCUUUCUUCUCUUAUAGUACUCGAUCUUUCCAAUAAUAUCCUAGUUGGAAGCAUUCCGAAAUGCCUUACUAAUAUCACUGAGAUGGUUGACACAGAUGGAUCAUACCAAAACACAUUUAUUUAUGACACAGUUAUUUAUGACACAAUUAUUUAUGACAACUUUACAAGCUAUGAGGAAAGACUUUCAUUGGUCACAAAAGGGAGGGAAACGGAAUACAAAGAGAUUCUACCACUUGUUAGGAGCAUAGAUCUUUCAAGUAACGGUAAUUCGGGAGUGGGCCCUGACACAAGCUGUGCUGCAUCUCUUUUUGUAAAAUUUGCUAACAAUGGUCACCCUACUCUUGUGGUUUCAACUGACCCUGCUCAUUCUUUAAGUGACUCCUUUGCUCAGGAUUUGACUGGAAGGAUGCUUGUACCAGUUGAAGGACCUGAUUAUCCACUGUUUGCCCUGGAGUACUAUAACAGAAAAACCCUGAGAAAGCUAGGGAAGAAUUUUGCAGCGCAAGCCAAAAAAAAUGGUGGGAGUGGAAUCAAAGAUUUCAUGGAUGGCAUGGGCCUUGGGAUGCUUGUUGAACAGUUGGGAGAGCUGCUGGACACACCUCCUCCUGGUCUGGAUGAAGCAAUUGCCAUUUCCAAGGUUAUGCAAUUCCUUGAACCAAAGGAGUAUAAUAUGUUUACGUGAAUAGUUUUUGAUACUGCCCCAAUGGGUCAUACACUUGGGCUUUUGUCCUUGCCUGAUUUCUUGGAUGCAUCUAUAGGGAAGAUAUUGAAGCUUCAGCAGAAGCUAGCUUCAGCUACCUUCAGCCAUCAAAUCUGUCUUUGGCCAGGAAGGAACCCAGCAGGAUGCUGCUGACAAAUUAGAGCGUUCAAGGGAGAGAAUGAUAAAAGUACGGGAGCUUUUCCGUGACACAGAUGCAACAGAAUUUGUCAUUGUAUACAGCCAUUCAAUCUGCAUCUAUUAAGGGAUGCAUGUCUACUUAAGUUUGCUAAAACAGAGGUUAUAUAUAGUUUCAAAAGAAAUGCUUUAUUAUCUUGCUUUAAA
This is a messenger RNA of Diospyros lotus (date-plum), 2871 nucleotides long. RefSeq names its product receptor-like protein EIX2. Gene Ontology annotation, molecular function: protein binding. The coding region runs from base 91 to 2511 and encodes 806 amino acids. Lineage: Eukaryota; Viridiplantae; Streptophyta; Magnoliopsida; Ericales; Ebenaceae. The transcript has 9 exons. The record is from RefSeq and is a predicted model, not a curated record.